Sclerotinia sclerotiorum 1980 UF-70 is the source of this 1533-nucleotide messenger RNA. RefSeq lists its product as hypothetical. Bases 1 to 1533 code for a protein of 510 amino acids. The record is from RefSeq and is a predicted model, not a curated record. NCBI's taxonomy places the organism in Eukaryota, Fungi, Ascomycota, Leotiomycetes, Helotiales, Sclerotiniaceae. Gene Ontology annotation, biological process: transmembrane transport; tripeptide transport; allantoate transport. Gene Ontology annotation, molecular function: allantoate transmembrane transporter activity; dipeptide transmembrane transporter activity. Gene Ontology annotation, cellular component: plasma membrane. The transcript is spliced from 6 exons.
AUGUUUUCAGUCGACGGUAAAAUUAGUGUUGGCGGAGACGCUCUCCAAACCAUUUCGAAGUCUUCUCGGCCAGGAGAGAAAAUUAUUGAGAAUGUGGAAACUGGCGAGACCUCUUGGCAUCCCACCGUCGCGGAAGAAAAAGCAUUGCUAAGAAAGAUUGAUUGGCGGUUGAUGCCAUUACUGACGGCUUCCUAUUUCUUGCAAUUCCUCGACAAAACCAGUCUCAACUAUUCUUCAGUAAUGGGCUUAAUUACUGAUACUGAGCUUAAAGGCCAGGAAUAUUCAUGGCUGGGAAGUGCUUUUUAUUUCGGCUAUCUGAUUGCUAACUACCCAGCAUCUCUGGGAUUCAUCAAAUUUCCUCUGGCCAAAUACCUCUCAGUAUCAGUUGUCCUCUGGGCGAUUGUGCUAGGCUGUCAUGGAGCUGCAAGUAACUUUAUUGCAUUGUGUGUUCUCCGCGUCCUCUUAGGAGUAACGGAGAGUACUAUCAGCCCUGGUUUUAGCUUGUUGACUGGAAUAUGGUAUAAGCCUUCCGAACAUGCUUGGAGACACGGCAUAUGGUUCUUAGGAAACGGCAUCGCCAAUACUUUUGGAGGCCUACUUGCGUACGGUAUUGCUCAUAUUGGAGGAAGUCUGGAGCCGUGGAGAUGGUUGUUUAUCAUAUUUGGAUUGAUUACCGCCCUAUGGGGAGUCAUACUCUACUUCACUUUGCCUGAUUCUCCCUUGACUGCUCGAUUUCUGACACAACGCGAGCGAAAAAUCGUUGACCGACGACCACAAAAGAUACUACAUAGUUUCAAAACGGAUAAGUGGUCAAGAUCCCAAUGCAUUGAGGCAUUGAUUGAUCCCAAAACAUGGCUUAUAUCCCUGAUCAUUGGUGUCUCCUCAAUCACCAAUGGUGUAGUUAGUAAUUUCGGAGCUCUCAUCAUCAAGUCCUUUGGCUUUGACGAACUGAAUACUAUUCUACUCGGCAUACCCUACGGAGGUUUCCAAAUUGUUGCUGUAAUUGCCGCGACCUACGCCGCUUCAAAAGUCCGCAGAUCUCGUCUUAUAAUUAUCAUUGUAGGAUUUUUCCUUGCAUUGUUCGGUAUCUUGCUAGUCAGAGAAAUUCCAACAUCCAAAAGAUAUGGACGCUUAAUUGGAUGCUGGAUGAUGGUUUGGUUUUCUUCCGGUUUCCCUCUGCUUUUGAGCUUGAUGGCAAGCACAGGAUUCACCAAGAAAACCACCGUCAACGCCAUGUUCUUUAUCGGAUACUGUGCCGGCAACAUUGGCGGACCUCAAUUAUUUAAAUCUGCCGAAGCACCAAAUUACCACACUGCAUACAAUGGCAUGAUUGCUUGUCUGGUCAUUGCAAUCGCGCUGUCCAUUGUGCUCAGGCAGUAUAUGGACUGGGAGAAUAAACGGCGCGAUCGUGAGCAGGGAGUUUAUAUCGAUCCCGAACCUAAACAUGUGGUGGACAUUGAUGAGGUAGAUUUGACAGGUGAGCGUGUUGUAUUGACUGAUUGGGAGAACAAGACGUUCCGUUACUAUUUGUAA